This is a messenger RNA of Coregonus clupeaformis (lake whitefish), 4409 nucleotides long. Its product is annotated as poly(rC)-binding protein 3. The coding region runs from base 355 to 1503 and encodes 382 amino acids. Lineage: Eukaryota; Metazoa; Chordata; Actinopteri; Salmoniformes; Salmonidae. The transcript is spliced from 14 exons. Gene Ontology annotation, cellular component: cytoplasm; nucleus. Gene Ontology annotation, molecular function: mRNA binding. The record is from RefSeq and is a predicted model, not a curated record. Gene Ontology annotation, biological process: regulation of RNA metabolic process; regulation of gene expression.
AGUCAGUGUAGUCAGGGGAUCUCACUGCCAGAAAUUGUUCGGCUAGGAUGCAAGGCUGUUUCAUUUCGUCAUUUUAUUUCGAGAGGGGUCACGGGUUCUCUGUCUCGCCCAUGUGAUUUGGCCUUUCCAACCAAUCAGAUAUCACAAUUCAGACUGGGCAUAGCAAAGGGGAGAGGGAAAAAAUCAUUUUCAUUCGCUGUUUUUUAAAAUCUUUUGCGAAACGUCGAAAGGGGUCGCCGUCUGUUUUACGCUGCACGAAGGUGACUGGUUGGCUGGCUGUUCCAUCACACUCUCAUUGGCCCUGGGACUCUUCUUUUACGUGACCACACCCCUUCCUUCACAUCCAAUCCCAACAUGGAACCACCCAAGGUGCAGCAGCCAGGCGAAGGAGGCCUCAACGUCACCCUCACCAUCAGGCUCCUGAUGCACGGCAAGGAGGUUGGAAGCAUCAUUGGAAAGAAAGGAGAGACAGUGAAGAAGAUGCGUGAAGAGGUAAGCGCAAGCGGUGCACGCAUCAACAUCUCUGAGGGAAACUGCCCAGAGCGGAUAGUUACCAUCACCGGACCCACAGAUGCCAUCUUCAAGGCCUUCGCCAUGAUCGCAUACAAGUUCGAAGAGGAUAUAAUCAACUCCAUGAGCAACAGUCCAGCCACCAGCAAGCCUCCUGUCACCCUGCGUCUGGUGGUCCCAGCCAGCCAAUGUGGCUCCCUCAUAGGGAAAGGAGGCUCCAAGAUCAAAGAAAUGAGAGAGUCCACAGGUGCUCAGGUACAGGUAGCAGGGGACAUGCUGCCCAACUCCACUGAACGAGCAGUCACCAUCUCAGGGGCCCCGGAAGCCAUUAUCCAGUGUGUCAAGCAGAUCUGUGUGGUCAUGCUAGAGUCCCCACCGAAAGGUGCCACUAUCCCCUACCGCCCCAAGCCUGCCUCCACCCCCAUCAUUUUUUCAGGUGGCCAGGUAAGAGCCGACCCGCUGGGGGCCUCCACCGCCAACCUCAGCCUCUUACUGCAGCACCAGCCACUGCCUGCUUACACCAUUCAGGGACAAUACGCCAUCCCUCACCCUGAUGGAGGAGGAGGUCAAUUUCAAGGAAUACCUCAACGUAGUCAAAUGGACAUGCUCUGCUGUCCCUCCUACCCCCCUCAGCAGUUGACCAAGCUCCACCAGUUGGCUAUGCAGCAAACCCCCUUUAAUCCCCUUGGACAGACCACCCCUGCCUUCCCCGCAGGUCUGGAUGCCAGUAACCAGGCCAGUACUCAUGAACUCACCAUUCCCAAUGAUCUAAUAGGCUGCAUAAUCGGGCGCCAGGGAACCAAAAUCAACGAGAUCCGUCAGAUGUCUGGGGCGCAGAUCAAAAUUGCUAACGCCAUGGAAGGGUCAUCGGAGCGCCAGAUCACCAUCACAGGAACCCCCGCCAACAUCAGUCUGGCACAGUACCUCAUCAACGCAAGGUUCAGAGACGUGGCGGCCAUGUGGAAUGACCCAUCCUCCAUGACGACAUCCUGAGGAUCCAGCCCGGCCGGCCUCCACUCACUCUGCUCCUCUCCCUUCCAUCUCCUGACCACUGAAGACAUGAUGUUCCUACCGAACUCCUGAUGAUGAUGCCCUCUAGACUAAUGGAUCUGGCUCUGAUAAGAACUCCCUCGACCCUCCAGCUUACUACCAUGAUCGCUCUCUAAUAAGGGAGUUGUUGCUUUCAGAGAAACUGAAAAAUAAGAAAUGUCUUUGUUUUCAUUGAUUUUAGACCUUUAGACAAGUGUUGAAGCAUGUUGAAUGUUCAUUAGGAUCAAAUUGUGUUAUUCUGCAUUAUCUCUCUCUAUCUCUAUCUCUAUCUCUGUUAGUGUUACAAAAAUAGGAUUUCAAUAUCAGUUUGAAAAUUUUUUUACAAAAAAAAUGUAAAAGUGUGAAAACAUUGGAAAAAAUUGCUAUUGUUUCAUUUUCUAGGUGCUGGGUGAUGCUAUCGGCACAGUAUGGUGGGAUGUAGCCCAAUGAUUACUUCAUGAUGCUCUUUUGAAAAGAGGUAUUUUUAUCUAAAUUAAAUCAUUCUAUUUUUACCAUUAUUCGGAUCCUUAAAAUGAUCUACGUACUAAUCUGAUCUCUACCCAUAACUCUUUGCUGCAUCACAUGACCCCUUUGAGCCAAUGGUAUCACUCCUAGAGCCCUCCUUUCUAUGUUAAUUUCCUGUAUUUUACAUUAUGACUUAUACUGCAUGUGUUCAGUAAUGUAUUGUAUGUAUUUGAGUAUUCCAGUUCGGUGUAUGUGUUCCUACAUAUGGUGUUGCUAUGUUAGGGCUGGUGGGAGGAGCUAUAAGAGGACAGCUCAUUGUAAUGGCUGGAAUGGAAUUAAUGGAACGGAGUCAAAGGUGUGGUUUCCAUAUCUUUGAUGUGUUUGCUACUGUUCCAUGAAUUCCAUUCCAGCCAUUACAAUGAGCCCGUCCUCCUACAGCUCCUCCCACCAGCCUCCACCGCUCCAAACCUUUUCCGCAAGUAUUUUCAUGACCUUUUUUUGCCAUUCACGUCUAGUCCUACAACUACCCCAAAUGAAUAACUCUCCCUCACAACCUCCAGGAACCCUAUUAAUAGUACUUUAGAAGCAUGAAAGGAAAUUACUCAAGAAAAGAAUCAUCAGUGGCUAAAAACUGUAUCCUAACUGACUGAAAACUAAAAUGAUUGUUAACUCGAUUUCUUAACGAAGACUACUGUGGGUGACCACAUAGUCAGCUAUGCUACGCUCAUGCAAUAGACAAUUAAAUUCUUCAUUAUACUGUGGACUGCCUCUAGUAUGUGAGGAAUUAGUUGGACUUAAGACUAUUGCUGUGUCCAAAUUCUCUUAGCUGGCUUCCUUUCAUCGUCUCCUUCACUCCCAUGUCCACGAUAGGUAAAAAAGGCUUCAAUGUACUACUCUUGAAGGAAAGGAGACCAGGGGAGGAAGCUGCUUGAUAUUAUUGGCCACAGGUUUUUGGAUGGAGCCAAAUGUUUAUGGGCCAUGGAAUGUUCUGGGGUUCAUUGGGGAACCCGUGGGGCCUGGGCGGACGUGUCUACUCCCAUGCCGCCACUUUCGCGAUUGUUCAUCCAUCAUGUUAUUUUUAUUAUAGUAUUGUUUAUUAUUUAAUGCUUUAGGUUUUGAAUGUCAUUAUGCUUUUACGACGAUGUCAACAGAUUAAAUGACAAAGUCCUGUUGCUCAUUUUAAGUGAUGAUUUAAAAAACAAAAAAUUACAAUUCUAUUUAUGGUUUCUUGGUGCAUUAUAAUGACUUUUUUCGUUGAUCAGGAUAUUUAAGCUAGAAUUUUUUGUGUGUACUGUAUUGGAUUUCAGGGUAGGUUUGGGCUAUAUUUGCUUGGAUUAAACAUGUAAGAUUCCCUUCAUAACAAUUCUCAAGCUUAUUCAAAGUAUAGGCGGUUGUGACAUGUCAUGUUUGCAAGCUUGGGCUGAGGUCAUAUUCAGCAUUGAUGCAUAUGAACAGCCGUUGAAUGUUAUCCUCUCAACACAGGUCAUUCAUUCACUGUCCAACUGGUUUCAAGUACAGUAAAAACCAUCUUGGUGUGGAUUUUCAUUCUGUAAGAUUGGCUACUUUCAUGUAACUCCCUGUUUUGGUUUCAAUAUGCUGAGCCUGACUUUGGGUCUAAUUUCAAUCGCUUUCAUCAUAUAAACGUGAUAUGUCAAUGGACCAAAUGCUGUACUGAUGUACUGAACGAUGCAUAGUUGAUUAUUAUUCUGCAAUAAUACUUACAUUUUGAUGUUAAACUUAAGUAGUAGUGCUAGCCUUGAUAUUAUGGGUUUGUGUUAUUCGUUUAAUUUACAAAUUUGUCAUAGCUUGUAAUUCAAUGGAAUGUUUGUCAUUUAAACAAGUUAAAAUGUAUAUUUUCUUUGGCAAGCUCGCUUUUUAGAACUGUUCUGCUUCUCAUCAUGGAUUGCAUUCAGACUAGGCAGGAAUAUUGAAUUGUUGAAAUAGUGAUGCCAAUGUGAUUUCAAUAACUUCAAUAUCCAUAUGUUGUUACAGUGUAUUGAAACUGUAUUUACACUGGCGUAUAUGACUGAGUAUACACACCUACUGAAACAGACUAAAAUGCAACUGAUGCAAUAAUAAGGGAAUGAUGUGCAAUUACUAUUUUUUGUUUUUUCUUGUGCAUAUAAUACAAGGAACAUUUGUCACGUAUUUACAAAUCAUUGUUGCUUCUUGAUUUUGUUUCUUUCUGGGCUGCGGCAGUAGCAAAAAUGUGAGGUUUUUUUUUCAGUUUUUGCUCCUGUAUAUUUUGCUUGUUUGGAAAAUGUAACAGAGCUUGGUAUAUAUUUUCAGUUGGAUUAUUUGCAAUGAGCAAAUCUAUAUUAGUUUGAAGCAAUUUAAUUAUUUAGGUUACUUUUGAAAUUGUUUGUAAUUAUGAAAAUGAAUAAAGUUUUUUUUCUUCUUGUGAA